Molecule: messenger RNA, 216 nt
Organism: Fusarium oxysporum Fo47
Lineage: Eukaryota; Fungi; Ascomycota; Sordariomycetes; Hypocreales; Nectriaceae
Exons: 1
Source: RefSeq, a predicted model, not a curated record
ACAGAAGAGAACCUCACCCUUGCCCCUGGCGCCUACUGGGACAAGUUUCUGAGCGUCGAGCUAGCGGCAACCGUGAAGGACAAACUUCCUGAGCCGAGAUACGAGCCCGAUGAGACGACCGUUGCUGUGAGCGUAGAGAAACGUAGCGAACGUAACAUGAGAAAGCAAUUCGAUGGCCUUGACGUUGACUGGACGACGAUAGAAGAUAAGCUGAGA